Cajanus cajan (pigeon pea) is the source of this 1283-nucleotide messenger RNA. Its product is annotated as biotin carboxyl carrier protein of acetyl-CoA carboxylase, chloroplastic. Gene Ontology annotation, biological process: fatty acid biosynthetic process. Gene Ontology annotation, molecular function: acetyl-CoA carboxylase activity. Gene Ontology annotation, cellular component: acetyl-CoA carboxylase complex; chloroplast. Lineage: Eukaryota; Viridiplantae; Streptophyta; Magnoliopsida; Fabales; Fabaceae. The record is from RefSeq and is a predicted model, not a curated record.
CAAGAAAUGAAUGACAAAGCAGUGUUGUUCCGAGUUGGUUGUGAGUGACAUUGAUGUUCUCAUUGAUAUCAUCGAAGCCUCAGUGUUAAAAUCAGUGUUCCUCCUUUAUCACAGCGCCGUUUUAGCUCAGAAGCCAGAAAAUUCGAUUUUUGAUUCGUGGGGUUGGUUCCAAAUGGCGUCGUUCACGGUCCCUUGCCCCAAGUGCGUUCCUUUUGCUCGUUUGGGACUGAACUCUCAGACCCAGCAACGGAACGCGCCAAUGGUCUCGUAUGGGAGCGGGUUGGCCUUGAAGACAUCACUGUCAUUUGGAUCUUCGAAUGCACCAAAUGGGAUUCAGUGCCUUAACAGGAAGCAAUUUUCUGUCUUGAAGUAUCAAGCAAAAACAAAUGAGGCCGUUACUGUUGAAAAUUCUGCACCUGUACAGGUCAAUAGACCUAAAGUUGCUUCACCAGAAGAGAAAGUUGACCAUAAUGGAAAACCCUCUGGUCCAAGCACUUCCGUUGAUGCAUCUUCAAUUUCUGCAUUUAUGAAUCAAGUUGCAGAUCUUGUUAAACUUGUGGACUCUAGAGAUAUUAUGGAGCUUGAACUUAAACAAGCAGACUGUGAGCUCGUGAUAAGAAAAAAGGAAGCAUUACAGCCUCCACCAGCUACUGUUAUGGCUCCAGUGUCACAACCAUAUCCAUAUCCCACACAUCCUAUGCCGGUACCACCACCACCCGUUGCUGCUUCCGCUCCUGCAAGCCCUCCACCUUCAAAAGCCUUACCUGCUCCUGGAAAAGAAAGCACAUCAUCUCAUCCACCGCUGAAAAGUCCAAUGGCUGGAACCUUUUAUCGAAGUCCAGCGCCUGGCGAACCUCCAUUUGUCAAGGUUGGAGAUAAAGUGCAGAAAGGGCAGGUCGUUUGCAUUAUCGAGGCUAUGAAAUUAAUGAAUGAAAUUGAAGCUGAUCACGCAGGAACAAUAACCGAGGUAAUAGCUCAGGAUGGUAAAGCAGUCAGUUUAGACACGCCUCUUUUUGUAAUUGUACCAUGAAGUACCAGAACUUCGAAGUUGAUGGAAACUUCCCUUGUUGGAAAACAUGCCACAAGAUUCUUAUAAUGACCCGAGUUUUUCAUUAUUCAAAUUUCUUAUGCUAUAAUGUUCGUCCUAUUUUAGGAAUUCCUUCUUUAAAAAGACAACCAAGGCAUAAAGCCCUAGCAUAUCAAAAGGAAUAUUGGAACUUGUAGUUCUAAACAGUUUUGUUUUUUGUAGUGUUAUAAACCUUAUGCAUCUGGUUUCUCAAGGA